AAAUCCACCUCGCCAAGUCGCAGCGGUAGCAGCACACAGCCAGAGGCAAACGGAAAGCAGAGGCAGCCAUUCGGAUCCGACACCGAUGCAUCACCCACGAGAAGAUCUCAGCCCACCAAGGAUGAGGCGAGGAUCAGUAAAGUCAAUCGAUCAUCAGCAGCGUCGUACAACACUCACACCCACCCCCUCGCUUUCCUGUCCCUCUUCCUUCCGCAUGGCUUCGCGUGCAGCAUCAGCUGCCUCGUCUUUCAGCUCGAGGUGUGUAGCUGGGCCCUCAUCGCUGCGUCUGGCUACCAGGAGCCAGAGCACCCUGAGCAGUCAGGCGACCACUACCACGGCACCGACCGAGGAUCUCCUUGCCUCUACUCGCGAGGUAGACGAUGUCGAUGCCCCAGCCUCGUCAUCAGCUUCCGCCACUCCAUCCACCAAGGUCUCCCUCGAUAGAGACUCUCGGCGUCAAUGGCGCAAUACCCUCUCCUACCUCUCCUCCAUGGGCUCCACCCAAACCCGGGCAAGUGUCUGGAAGCCCGCCCACACCCGUCUGAAGCCUCCUUCACCCAGAGAAGUGACCAUCUCCCACCUUCUUGCAGCCACUGCGCAUGUGGGGCACUCGACUGCCAACUUGAGCAAGGCUUACCAGCCAUGGGUCUACGGCACACGACAUGGCGUUGCUCAGAUUGAUGUAGAGAAGGCGACGCUCCCUUCGCUAAGGCGAGCUUCAAAGGUCGUAAGGGAGGUGGUAUUGCGGGAUGGAGUAGUGUUGAUCGUGGGAACACACAAGGAGACACAGAGGGCCGUAGUUGCUGCUACGAAGAGGAUGGGACCCAAUGGCUUCCACGUGACAGUGGAGAGGUGGAUGCCAGGGAUCCUUACCAAUUCGCCCUCGCUCCUUUCUAGAGCUAUUAUGGGCUCUCUCAGCGACUACGAGUCUGCAUUCGAGGAGCAACAGCAGGGCAAGGAAGACGCAAGAGCCGCAAGGAGGAGUGAUAAUCGUGACUCGCGCGACUCAAGAAGAGACAACGGCCCUUCACCCCCUUCAGUGGCCAAGCUGGCCAGCCAACUACUCCAGCCCGAUCUAGUCAUCGUCCUGAACCCCAAGCUCAACCUCAACGCCAUCAGAGAGGCAACCACCAACUCAAUUCCCACGAUUGGAAUCGUCGACACGGAUGUGGACCCGCGCAUUGUCACCUACCCAAUCCCGGCGAAUGACGAGAGCGUGAGGGUGCAGGAGCUGAUAGUGGGAGUGCUUAGCAAGGCGGGAGAGGAAGGGAGAAUGGAGAGGAUGAGGCUGACCGACUUGGAUGAAAGAGCGGGUAAGAAGGAGAGGAGGGGGAGGAGAAGGGAGGAACAGCAGCAGCAGCAGCAGCAGUAGACGGUCGAGGAGUAGCUGUUUGCUCAAUUGGGCCAGAUUGUGGGCCGAUGAGAUCAAUGAUCAAUGACAUUGCAAUGUUACAUUCGAGGGGGCUCUGCCUCUCUGAUGAUGGCUUUGA
Microstroma glucosiphilum is the source of this 1490-nucleotide messenger RNA. RefSeq names its product ribosomal protein S2. The record is from RefSeq and is a predicted model, not a curated record. Gene Ontology annotation, cellular component: mitochondrial small ribosomal subunit; ribosome. Gene Ontology annotation, molecular function: structural constituent of ribosome. Gene Ontology annotation, biological process: translation. The transcript has a single exon. Lineage: Eukaryota; Fungi; Basidiomycota; Exobasidiomycetes; Microstromatales; Microstromataceae. Bases 215 to 1372 code for a protein of 385 amino acids.